AUGCCUCAUGCGACCGCCGCAGAAUACCAACACAUACAAGUGACUGAGCUCGCGCCCACUUUUGGCGCCGAAGUCUCGGGCAUCGACUUUAGCAAACCUGUCGAACCGCACGUGUUUGCCGAAGUGCUAGAUGCGUCGGCCAAAUAUGGCGUUUUAGUAUUUCGCAAGGCCGGCCUCGACGAUGAGCGACAUGUCGCAUUUAGUCGGUUAUUUGGCGAAUUGGACGAUGUGAAGCCGUACCUCACACUAGGUCGCAAGAACCGAUUUCCCUUUGACGAAUUAUUCGACGUCUCGAAUCAAGAGGACGACGGGUCCAUAGUCCAGAUUGGUAGUAGGAGAGAACAGAUGGGGAGGGGAAACUCCCUUUUCCACUGCGACUCUGCCUUCAACCCCCGUCGGGCUGGAUACUCUUUGUUGAGGGCGCACGAGUUACCCCCUCCAGGCCACGGAGGCAACACGGAGUUCGCAGACACGCGCACGGCGUUUGCCGAGUUGCCCGACGCGCUCAAGGCUGAGCUCGUCGAGAACGACUACGUCGGCGCCAACAGCCUCUGGCACAGUCGGCGCAAGGCGUGCCCCGAGUCCGAGUACUUGGCGUCGAUGGACCCGGAGGCGUUCCCGUUCGGACGGCACAAGGUCGUACAGCUCCACGGACCUUCGGGGAGGACGAACCUGUACAUUGCCAACCACCUUCACCAUCUGGAGCACCCGGACGGGACGCGCGUGCCGGAACCCCAAAGCACCGAGUUGAUCGAGGCACUCCUCGACCACGCGACGCAGGAAAGGUACGUGCUGAGCGUGGAGUGGAGGGACGUCGGGGACCUGGUUUGUUGGGACAAUACGGCCGUCAUGCACAGGGCGGGCGAGGGAACCUUCCAGGGCAAGUUCAAACGGGACAUGCGUCGGACGACGGUUCACGAUGGGAGUAGUAGCGCCUGGGGCAUGAAUGAGAGGUCGACAAAGAGGAUGGGGAUGCCUUGA
Molecule: messenger RNA, 981 nt
Organism: Exophiala oligosperma
Lineage: Eukaryota; Fungi; Ascomycota; Eurotiomycetes; Chaetothyriales; Herpotrichiellaceae
Exons: 3
Coding region: 1-981 (326 amino acids)
Molecular function (GO): oxidoreductase activity
Source: RefSeq, a predicted model, not a curated record